Messenger RNA from Eruca vesicaria subsp. sativa (arugula), 204 nucleotides. NCBI's taxonomy places the organism in Eukaryota, Viridiplantae, Streptophyta, Magnoliopsida, Brassicales, Brassicaceae. The record is from the annotation of a GenBank genome assembly.
AUGAUGAUGCUGAAGCAAACAGCGAAGAAGACUUUUCUAGGACUACGGAAUUCGACGGCGGGGUGUCGAUUCUACCACGAGAAUGUUAUAGAUCACUUUGAAAACCCUAGAAACGUUGGGUCCUUCAAGAGGGACGAUCCCAACGUUGGCACAGGACGGGUUGGAACAGCUGCCUGCGGGGACUUGAUGGCCCUCCAGAUUAAG